This is a messenger RNA of Parathielavia appendiculata, 1899 nucleotides long. Its product is annotated as FAD-binding domain-containing protein. Bases 1 to 1899 code for a protein of 632 amino acids. Gene Ontology annotation, molecular function: FAD binding; oxidoreductase activity. NCBI's taxonomy places the organism in Eukaryota, Fungi, Ascomycota, Sordariomycetes, Sordariales, Chaetomiaceae. The record is from RefSeq and is a predicted model, not a curated record. The transcript has 4 exons.
AUGUCUCCCCUCGGUAUCUCACUGGCGAUCUUUCUUCUAGCCUUUUGGGAGGUGGUCGGCAAGACGUUCUCUUACGAAUCCAUCCGGCUCGACCCGGCUGAUAGCCAUGACUUCCCGGCGAUCCGGUUUGACAACAAAGCUGCAGGAUCACCCCGGACCACCACCACCGCACGAUGCCGGGCUUGGCCUGGGAGCAACGACUGGCCGAGCGACUCGGAGUGGCAGCAGCUGAACACCUCACUUGGGGGUGCUCUUCUCAAGCCUCUUCCCCCUGCAUCUGCCUGUUACCAAGGAGAUCAGUACAACGAGUCGACCUGUCGGUGGCUUGUGAAUCAAGCUGGACGGACGCAUUUCUGGCUCGAUGAUCCGCUGUCAACACUUACGCAGUGGCCGCAGGGCAGCACUUGCACACUAGUCUCACAUCCGCAGGGCAGCUGCACUCGAGGAGGGUUCCCGGAGUAUGUGGUAAACGCCACGACCGUCAAGCAAGUACAAGCAGCCGUGAACUUUGCCAGGAACAAGAAUCUGCGACUUGUCAUAAAGAACACCGGUCAUGACUUUGGCGGGCGCUCCAUGGGCGCAGGAUCGCUCAGCAUCUGGGUUCACAACCUCAAGAGCUUCGAGUUCAUCCCACAUUACAGGGUGGGCCAAUACUCUGGUAUGGCAGUGCAUGUUGGCGCCGGCGUCGAGAGCUGGGAACAUCAUAACCACAUGGCAGCACACAACAUCGCUGUCGUCGCACCAGGCGGAAGCACCGUCGGGGCAGUUGGCGGAUGGAUCUCGGUUGCCGGUCAUGGUUUACUAACCUCGAAGUACGGUUUGGGUGCAGACCAAGUGCUAUCCAACAACAUCGUCACAGCCGAUGGCCACUUCUUGACUGUGGAUCCCAACAACCACAAAGACUUGUGGUGGGCUCUCAGAGGCGGAGGGCCAAGCACCUUUGGCGUCAUCACAUCCGUCGUCCUCAAAGCAUAUCCAGCUAUCAACAUCACAUCCACCUCCCUCAGCUUCACCGUCAACCCGUUUCUCCCCCUCAACCGCACCCUCACGCCCAACUCCCUCACCAACAUCACCUCCUUUUGGAAUGGCGUCUCCCUCGCGUAUCACUACUGCGCCCAUAUCAUCGCCGCCGGCGGUCUCUGCUACAGCUACAUCUACCCGCUGGGCAACUCAUCCUUCACCUUCACCAGCAGCCAAACCAUCCCCAAUAUCACCGCCCCUGCACUCACCGCGCUGCUCUCCCCGCUCUACACCCAGCUCAACACCCUCCACACCAUCCCCGUCACUCUCCCAACCCUCGCCGCCAUCAGAGCAGUCCCCUACGCAGGCAACAGCCGCCGCACGGGCGCCGCAGAGCCCGCCAACACGCGGUACCGCUCCCGACUUUUCCCGUCCUACGUCUGGGGGCACGCUAUGCUCUGGGCUGAGGUAUUCGCCUCGGUCCGCGCGGCGGUCGAGGACGGCGGGUACACUUUCCACGGCAUCGCAUAUUCGCCCACGGCCGAGAUGGCCGGGUGGCCGGGCCGGGACAGUGCGGUCCACGAGGCGUGGCGGGCGACGGCGCUGCAUGCCAUUUUAAAUGAGGUGCAGCCUGAGGGGAUUACGGCGGAGGAGGCGAGGGGGAGGGAUGCGCGGGUGCAGGCUUAUGUGGAUAGGUGGCAAGAGUUGAUGCCGGACGCGGGGGCGUACAUGAAUGAGGGCGACCCGGCGGAGUCGAACUGGCAGGAUAGGUUCUAUGGCUCGCACUAUCAGCGGCUGUUGGGGAUUAAGAGGGAGUGGGAUCCGUGGGGGGUGUUUUGGGCGAGGACGACGGUGGGCAGCGAGGAGUGGGCGGUGAUUACCCUCGAUGGGUAUCCGGCGGGACAGAAUGGCAGGCUGUGUCGGGUGCAGCACAAGUGA